Messenger RNA from Arachis stenosperma, 1392 nucleotides. RefSeq names its product F-box protein At5g52880. The record is from RefSeq and is a predicted model, not a curated record. NCBI's taxonomy places the organism in Eukaryota, Viridiplantae, Streptophyta, Magnoliopsida, Fabales, Fabaceae. The transcript is spliced from 6 exons. The coding region runs from base 105 to 998 and encodes 297 amino acids. Gene Ontology annotation, molecular function: protein binding.
AGGCGGUAGAUUUCGAUUGCAAAACGGGAACCCUAAGAAGGUUGUCCCCGAAUUCAGCAGAACCAUAGAAGAUUGUGUCUGAUUCUUGCAAUCGAGAAGAGAACAUGAACAUGAGAAGCCAAAUAGAGAGGUACGAGAAAUUGGGGCUGAGAGAGUCUCUCCCAAAAAUCUACAGAUACCCGAUUGCGUGCAGAGAAAUUGGGUUCAUUCUAAGGGAGGCUUACAUUCAAUUCCCAAAGAAUUUGCAAUCCAUCAUCUUCCAUGACACUCUCGCCGCCUUUCGCCUCCUUCCUCAAAUACAGACUCAGAGUGCCGUUUCUGCAGCCCAUUUCCUUCUUCAGAGUGUAGAGGCUGCACUGCCAAAGCAAAAAAGGAAUAUGGCUGUAAAAGAAUUUAAGCUCGCCAUGGUUGCUCAUAAGAGGCGCAGCAAACCUCAGCAUCAGGAAGAAAAAGAUUCGUUCCAACUGCCGCAUGAUGUUCUGGUGCACAUUUUCAGUUUUCUCGAUAUGCAAUCUUUGGUCUCGGUGGGGUUAGUCUGCGGGUCAUGGAACUUAGCUGCAAAUGAUAAUCAUCUGUGGGAGUUGCAGUAUGUUGUGCUAUAUGGCAAUGCUGCUAAACAGCAGCUUAUAAAUAGGGUUGAAGAUCGUAAUAAGAGGCAUCUGCAGGAUCUCACAGAUACAAAAAGCAUUACUGACUGGAAAGAGGCAGUCAAUAGAGCAUACACGGUCUACUCCGAUGCAGGAGCAUUGGCAAAGAAAUUAACAACCAAUCGCGGAUACUGUGUAAACUGCAGAACAGUAGUUUGGCUAAAUAACUCAAAAUGCCCCAAUGUACAUAGCGGAAUGAUCUCCGAAGUUCAGGAAAUCAAGCCUGUAACACCAUUCCAGGUUGUGGAAUAUGUUAUUGAUGAUUCUCUAUCCUUGACAUCUUCCUCAGACAGUGAUAGUGAUUCAGAAGGAGGACCAGUUUCUAGGUUAUGGGCAUUGCCAAAGAUGUAAGAAAAUACAAGUUCAUAGACUUGGCCAUUGGAGGGUGCCUUUAGAUCAUUGAAAGAGAGAUAUUAGCGGGAAGAUUUUUGGCAUGAAACACCGUCAGCCUUGGUCUAUGAGGUUCAACCAAUUUGAUCCAAAGAAGUGCCAAUGGGGUUGCUGAUGCUCUUGCCACACGAGGUGAAGAGUCGAAUUAUGGCAACUUGGCAAGUGAUGGCUCGAGAUGAUGAAUUUUGUCAGCUAAUAGUUAACGAAUUAUGAGAAGUUAAAAGCUGAGAAUAGUUAGCUAUUUUGACUUUUUAAUUAAAUAAUUAUUUAAAAAAUUUUAAUUAUCAACUAUGAAAAGACAACUAAAAAUGUAAUUUUUGUAUCUAUUAAAAGAUCUAAAAUAUUCCAAAUACAA